AUGGAGGAGGAGGAAGAGGAGGUUUGGGACGACAAGUUGGCCGCUGUGGCACAGAAGUGGGCCAAACAAUGUGUGUUGGAGCAUGACAAGAACAGGAAGAUCCCCUCUUACGGGCUGCACAUCGGCCAGAACCUGGCGGCUGGACAUGGCAACUGGAGACAGGCCAUGAGCAACUGGUACGACGAGGUGGCCGACUACCGCUACGGAGAAAACGUCAACGACUACCUGGGCCCCGACGGAUUCUUCAAGAUUGGACAUUACACUCAAAUCUGCCCCCCGAGAGACCCGUUCUACUGUGGCACACAUCUCGUGUUCUCAGACUGUGAGAAGUUCUUCAACGUGCCUCAUCUCUGCCCCUACAUGUGCCGGGUUUGUG
This is a messenger RNA of Aplysia californica (California sea hare), 376 nucleotides long. Its product is annotated as cysteine-rich venom protein Mr30-like. The record is from RefSeq and is a predicted model, not a curated record. NCBI's taxonomy places the organism in Eukaryota, Metazoa, Mollusca, Gastropoda, Aplysiida, Aplysiidae.